Polistes canadensis is the source of this 1352-nucleotide messenger RNA. Its product is annotated as farnesol dehydrogenase-like. Gene Ontology annotation, molecular function: oxidoreductase activity. The record is from RefSeq and is a predicted model, not a curated record. The transcript is spliced from 5 exons. NCBI's taxonomy places the organism in Eukaryota, Metazoa, Arthropoda, Insecta, Hymenoptera, Vespidae. The coding region runs from base 368 to 1108 and encodes 246 amino acids.
UCUUUUAUGCGAAUUUGUUUCGCGAAAUAAAAAUGUUAUUAGAUGAAUGACAAUAAAAAACUAACGAUAUAGUUGUUAACUAAUAAUAGAAAAGAAGCUACGAUGGAAGUUGUGUUAGAAAUCUAUAAAAUUUCUUGGAAUAGCCUCGAUAAACAACCUACUUACAUCUAACCAAAGGAGAUGUAUCGUUUUUCCGCAAAACUAUCGUAUUACUUAGAUAUAUAUCUGAUUACCGAAGAGCACAUUUCUCCCCCUCUUUUCUUAACUAGUUUUGUAUAUACCAUUGGAAGACUUAUAAGGUGUCUCUUGUUAACGACUCUCUCUCUAUCUGUGAGAUUAGUCUAUUCUAGAAAGGAAGACGAACAAGAUGGAACAAUGGGUUGGAAAAGUAGCUGCCGUUACUGGUGCAAGUGCGGGAAUUGGUGCAGCCAUUGCUCGACUAUUGGUUAAUAACGGUAUGACGGUGGUUGGAUUAGCUAGAAGAACUGACAAAAUCGAAGAACUCGCGAAUAGUUUGGAAGGAGGACCAGGAAAGCUUCAUGCAAUCGAAUGCGAUGUAACCAAAGAAGAGAGUACAACAGUUGCCUUUUCUUGGAUCGAAGAAAAUUUAGGAUCCCUUGAUGUGAUGAUCAAUAAUGCUGGUAUCGCUAAAGAAUCCUCAUUAACAGAAGGAUCAUUGGAAGAUUGGAGAGCAGUUAUUGAUGUGAACGUCUUAGGAGUUUGCUUGACUAUGCGAGAAGCUGUUCGAUUAAUGCGUAAAAAAGAUGAGGAAGGUUUGAUUAUUAAUAUUGGUAGUUUGGCUGGAGAAAGGGUUCCUGCUGUUCCUGGUUUUGGUAUUUAUCCAUCCUCGAAACGUGCAUUAACUGCAUUGUCUCAAACUCUUCGCAAUGAACUAACUGGGACUAAAAUUCGGGUCACGAAUAUUAAUCCUGGUGUGGUAGCAACCGAAUUAUUGGCAUCUUAUCACGCAUUUUCCGAAGAAGUUUUAGCUGCAAUGCCAGCUUUGAAAAGUGAAGAUGUAGCGAAUGCUGUUUCCUACGUCUUAUCUACUCCACCUAACGUCGUGAUUCAAGACAUCGUUUUACGACCACUGGGUGAAACUUGGUGAUUUUCUUUUCUUCAAAUUCGUUCGAUAGUUCGAUAGCACGCUGAAAUAGCGCCUAACUUCAAUUUUGAUCGUCUUUUUAUAAGUAGAUAUGUAUGUACUCACGCGUAUAUUAUAAAAACACGUCUAGUUUCUUUUUUUUUUAAAUAUAGAUCGCUGUAUUAAUCUAAUGCGAUGAUUUUGAUUCAAAUGAAAUGUAAUUAACCGAACGAGUAGUGAUAAAUAAAAGAUUUGUUCUCUACGAUGA